CUCCGCCGCCGCCGCCAACAGAAGAAGCACCCAAACAGAACAACUACCAUCCAUCUCUCCAUUUCCCCCCGUUUGUUUUCCCAUCUUGUUUGACCUCGAUCCAAAGGCGGCAGCCAUGUCCUUUUGCGGAACCCUAAUUCCCCAGGAAAUCCUCACCGACAUACUCUCUCGACUACCCGUCAAAUCACUUUGCCGAUUCAAGUGUGUUUCAACCUCUUGGAAUUCCCUUAUCUCCAACCCCUACUUCGCCAAAACUCAUCUCAAUCGAACCAAUACCCAAAAUCCUAAAUACCUAGAUGAUCAGAGAAACAUUGUCAUAUCCAGCUCUCUCAAUCUCUACUCCAUCGACGUCGGCAACGCCAAUCCGACCGCCACAAAGCUUGAUUUUCCUAUGCUUCAAAACCACGCCGCCGACAGUCGGGUCAAGGUAUGGAGCUCUUGUGAUGGCUUGCUUUUAGUUUCCUACGAUGAUAAUUCCAACUUAUUGUUGUUAAAUCCAUCAACUAGAGAAUGUAAGAAACUUCCCGCACCGUCUGUUGUACCCAAUCCGGUUGGCACCUUCGGGUAUGGAUAUGGGGUGGGUUACAAUUCCUCUACGGAUGAUUACAAUAUUGUGGGGCUCUCUUUUCAGAGUAAUAUCUCGAUUGUGGAUGUCUAUUCACUGAAAAUAAUGCUUGGAGGAGAAUUCAACAUAUCGACUAUGUCGUUGUUGGAACCUCAUCGUUUCGCGGUGGGAUUUUCUUAAAUGGGUGUCUCCAUUGGCUUUGUUUAAGCCUUAGGGAUCGGUCCUCUGUGAUUGGUGCUUUCAAUUUGUCGGAUCAGAUUUUCAGGGAAGUGCCGACGCCGUCUGCUUUACGUCGAUGGGUGACAUUAUUUUAUUUUUGUGUGGAGGUUGUUGGGGGUUGUCUCCGUUUGGUUAAAAGGCGGGCUUCUUACCCAACAAGUCAGGUUUGGAAGAUGGAGGAGUACGGGGUAGGAGAGUCUUGGACCAAACUUACGAUUGAUUUACCUACUGAAACGCCUAGUCUGUGUUUUAUGUGCCUGCUAGCGGAAGACAAACUUUUGUUUGAUGACAAUAGAAGAGGGCAGGGAAAGAAACUGUUUGUGUAUGGUUCGAAAAAAGAAACACUGAGGGACAUGGUGGUUGCUGGAAUUCCAAGUGACUUUACUUCUGGGUGUGUGUAUGUCGAGAGCCUCGUCUCUCCUAUUCUCGGACGAGGAAUUGGGAGGCAAUGAUAAGCUUCUCCCGGAAGUCAAUUGAGUGGUGGAUAAGCUAGCAAACAUGGUACCGGAGCAAGAAAACGAGCUGGUCCUGCUAGUAACCACCCUGGAGACGUCAAGGACAUGCUUGUAGCUGAUCUAGCAGGCAUUGCGUUUGAGACGCUCAACCUUUUCUUAUUGUUUUCUUAUGUACCAAAAGAGAAAUCUGGUUGUAAUCUACUUCAUGCGAAUUCUUGCGUCUUCUAAACCGAACUUGUAUAUACUAUUCCUCAACGCAGAAAGAAGUUUUGGUGAUCUUUACCUAGCAUAUUACGUGUUUGAUUGAGAAUCAAACCUUGAAAUAUAUAAUACCGCAAAGGUAUGGUAUUCUUAA
Rhododendron vialii is the source of this 1594-nucleotide messenger RNA. Its product is annotated as F-box protein CPR1-like. Bases 116 to 745 code for a protein of 209 amino acids. The transcript is spliced from 2 exons. NCBI's taxonomy places the organism in Eukaryota, Viridiplantae, Streptophyta, Magnoliopsida, Ericales, Ericaceae. The record is from RefSeq and is a predicted model, not a curated record. Gene Ontology annotation, molecular function: protein binding.